Messenger RNA from Cucurbitaria berberidis CBS 394.84, 4453 nucleotides. RefSeq names its product leucyl-tRNA synthetase. Gene Ontology annotation, cellular component: mitochondrion. NCBI's taxonomy places the organism in Eukaryota, Fungi, Ascomycota, Dothideomycetes, Pleosporales, Cucurbitariaceae. The record is from RefSeq and is a predicted model, not a curated record. Gene Ontology annotation, biological process: mitochondrial translation; leucyl-tRNA aminoacylation. The coding region runs from base 1 to 4227 and encodes 1408 amino acids. Gene Ontology annotation, molecular function: leucine-tRNA ligase activity; aminoacyl-tRNA deacylase activity; ATP binding. The transcript is spliced from 6 exons.
AUGGGAAAAGAUUCGGUGCAAAAUCGAAGGCAGAGGAUACACUGUAUGAGCGAUUGUGCCGCGGUCGGUUCUCGUCUUGACCGGCAGGGUUCAGUUCUGAGAGGGGAUCUUCGUCGUCGAAGGACAAUCGGCGCGAAGAUGGCGCGCCUGAGGCCGAAGACUCUUCCGAGGUUCGCCGUGACGUGUGUGAGGACGAGGCAAGCGACGCAAGCUCGAGCGAAUCGCGGGUUGGAGGUGGGAGGUUGGAGUAGCGGCUGGCCAUGUCUGCACCGCGUAGGCUGGCGGCGCGCCCUCCGUCAUGCCCGCAUAGUACAACCGUGUAUAGCGUCACGAUGGACCAGCAGCUCAACAAGCAGAAAGCGAAGCGCUGAGGAACCGAGCAUAGAAACACUCACAGCGAAAUGGCAGCCUCACUGGGACAAGCUGGCUUCACAAUGGCAUCAACUGCGCAAAUCCGACAAAGGACAGGCAUACGUGCUGCCCAUGUUCCCCUACCCCUCUGGUACACUACAUCUUGGCCAUCUACGAGUGUAUACCAUAUCCGAUGUCCUGGCUAGAUUCAAGCACAUGCAGGGCUACAAGGUCCUGCACCCGAUUGGAUGGGAUGCUUUUGGUCUGCCUGCAGAGAACGCUGCAAUUGAGCGCGGAGUGCACCCAGAGAAGUGGACGCUACAGAACAUCCAGAGCAUGAAGACACAGAUGGAGGAGAUGGGUGGCCGCUGGGACUGGGAUAGCGAAAUACGAACAUGCGAUCCUGCCUUCUACAAGCACACCCAGCGCAUCUUCCUCAUGCUCCAUGAGCGCGGCUUAGCCUACCAAGCCGAGUCCCUCGUCAACUACGAUCCGGUGGACAAAACGGUCCUCGCCAACGAACAAGUAGAUGCCAAUGGGUGCUCCUGGCGAUCAGGCGCAAAGGUCGAGAAGGUGCUCCUCAAGCAGUGGUUCUUAAAGAUCAAGGAAUUCCAAGAGCCGCUGCUGAAAGACCUGGAUGCAUUAGCGAAGAACGGUAGGUGGCCCGAGAAAGUGCUUGCCAUGCAGAGGAAUUGGAUUGGCAAGUCUGAGGGCACCAAAGUGUGGUUCAACAUUGAAACGACAAACGGAGACGAGCACUUCAACCCUGUCGAUGUCUUUACCACUAGAGCAGACACGUUAUUUGGCGUGCAGUACAUUGCUCUGUCUCUCAGACAUCCAAUCGUGCAACAUCUGGCUGUGGGAGAUGAGGCGCUGCGUGCCUUCCUUGAGAGGGCAAAAGACUUGCCCCUUGACAACAAGGAAGGAUUUCUACUGUCGAACCUUGUCGCAAAGAACCCAAUCACUAAUACCCAAGAUGCGUCCAUCCCUGUUUAUGUUGCUCCGUAUGUUUUGGAAGACUACGGCUCCGGUGCAGUCAUGGGUGUGCCAGGCCACGACGCCCGCGAUCACGCAUUUUGGCGGCAAAAUGCUGGCUGCACACCAAUCGAGGUUGUCAUAUCUACCAAGCGUGGGAUGUCGCCCUCGCCGCUUAUACCUGGGGAUGAAGACAAGCCCGUCACCGAGAGGGGUUUUGUGGCUGCACACAUCGAUCGUUUUGGGAGCAUGUCCUCGAAGCAGGCCGUGGAUGAGAUUGUGAACUCUAUUCGCAUGUCUGGAGGAUCAGCCGAAAAGACCACAAGUUGGCGGCUUCGCGACUGGCUCAUUAGUCGUCAGCGGUAUUGGGGCACGCCUAUACCCAUCGUCCACUGUGGUUCUUGCGGCCCAGUGCCUGUUCCAGAGAAGGAUCUCCCAGUUGAACUACCGAGUCUACCGGAUAGUUUCUUCGAGGGUCGCAAGGGAAAUCCCUUGGCUGAAGACGAGCACUGGAAGAAGACUAUGUGUCCGAAGUGCGGCUCAGCUGCCGAGCGCGAGACUGAUACAAUGGAUACUUUCAUGGACUCAUCGUGGUAUUUUUUCAGGUUUUUAGAUCCCAAGAACGAGUCUACCAUACUUGACCCUGAAAAAGCAAAUGAUGGUAUGCCAGUUGACCUUUACGUCGGUGGAGUCGAACACGCUAUACUGCAUCUCCUCUACGCACGCUUCAUCUCGAAGUUUCUCGCCACGACUGCCGCUUGGCCAAAAGGAAAUCUAGCAAACGGCGAACCUUUUAAGCGACUCAUCACCCAGGGAAUGGUCCAUGGCGAGACUUUCACUGAUCCAGAAAACGGCCGAUUCCUUCGCCCUGAGGAAGUCGACCUGGCAACUCCUUCAAAGCCCAUCAUUAAAACGAGUGGCCUUACACCGAACAUUAGCUACGAAAAGAUGUCUAAGAGCAAAUACAACGGCGUGGAUCCCGGUGCCACGAUCGCGAAAUAUGGCGCCGAUGUGACGCGUGCGCAUAUGCUCUUCCAAGCGCCUGUCAGUGAUGUGCUUGAAUGGGACGAGAAGAAAAUUACGGGUGUUCAGCGCUGGCUUCAUCGGAUUGUUCGACUUUCAGGUGCAUUUUUCACGCCGAGUACUGAGCUGGAGACAUUUAAAGUCCCAUCCCAGAUUGAUAUCACACUCAUUGAGAUUCUCCGUGAGCUCUUAACAAAGGGCGUGUUAGAGGCAUCCCAAUCGGCCCCAAGGACAUCAUUGCUGUCCAAGACGGAUACGACUCUAAUAGCCGCGCUAUCUCCAGACGAUGCGAAGCUCUGGACUAAGGCGCAAGAAACCAUCGCAAGCGUUACCGAGUCGUACUCGCAAACAUACUCUCUGAAUACUAUCGUCAGCGAUCUAAUGACCUUGACGAAUAUUAUAUGGGACACUCCACAUUCGUCAACAGCGACACCUUACCUCAAGUGGUACUCUACAGUACACCUGAUCCGCAUGGUCGCUCCGAUUGCUCCUGGUGUUGCUGAGGAAGCAUGGCACCUUCUCAAGAAUCCCACACAUUCUCAAAGCGCAGAUCUUGAUCCCGGGGAUUCACGUACCGUUUUUGCGACCGGUUUCCCUAUCGCGGAUCUCGAUAUUAUACCCAGACUUAACCACACGAGGAAAUGCGUCGUCCAAGUUGACGGCAAGCGAAAGUUUGAAGUUGAUAUCAACAAACUUCCAGAGUCCACCAACUCCAAGGACAUGAUGGCGGUGUCCAAAUGGGUCUUGGACCAACUAGUGGAGACUGAAGAGGGCAAAGAAUGGCUCGACAUGGGAUCGGGGAAGAUAUGGAAAGCUAGCCAAACGCGCCACCCGCAUCCCGUCUAUAAGGUCCUUCCGGAUGAUUGGAAGGUUAUUGCGGUCAAUGGAGGUGCGCUGUGUAAUUUUGUGGGCCCGAAGAAGCCAAAAAAAGCGAAAGCAGAAAACCAAGCCUCGAUACCUUACACACAAACAUGUCCGUCGCCGACCUGCGAAUGCGCUUCGACGCCCCCAGACCUUGACAUCGAUCGCAAGGCGCCUUUAUUGAAUACAAUGGCCGCCUACUCUGAGCAAGUGAUAAUAUGCACUGGGAAAGAAGACUGGACAAGUAAUAUUGAGCAAGAGGAGGGUGAGACUGGAGCGUUCGUCAAAGGACUUAAAGGCGUCAUAGGCAAGGGUGGCGUAGGAUUCGAUCCAUUCACCAACGUCCUCAUUACCGCAUCAUCGCUACCCCAAACCGAAACGAAAAACGCAACAACAGCUCUCCUGUUUCCCAGCUUCAAGCGCAUAAAAAGCAUACCGCAUACGUCUGAUUCCUUCUCGCACUUCGCGACCGCGUACCUCAAGGCAAAAACGCUGCAUCCCAUGCACGAUGGCCUGUCCAAAGAGCAGAAAGCAAACUUGACGCGCGAUGAGUCGGUAGCCGCACAGCUCCCUCCAGCGGAAUCUGUUUCCAAACCUACGAUUUUGAUUUGUGGACACGGCGGCCGCGAUCAACGCUGCGGCGUUCUCGGUCCCAUUUUACAAGCUUCUUUCCGUAAGGAGCUCCAGAGAAGGAGCAUAGACGCAGAUGUUGCGCAGAUAAGCCACAUAGGCGGGCACAAGUACGCCGGCAAUGUCAUCAUAUACGUGCCUCCUAGUAUGCAGGAUAAUGCGCUGAGAGGCUCGGGGAUAUGGUAUGGACGUAUUGGGCCGGAGAAUGUCGAGGGCGUGGUUGAUGAGACGCUUGUCAAGGGGCGUGUCAUCGCCGAGCUGUUGAGAGGAGGUGUUAUGCAGAAUGGGGGCAAUAUUGGGAGAAUAAUUGAAGCGCAGUUGAAGAAAGAGAGAGGAGAGGAGGAUGGUGACAAGGGGUUGAGGCUGAAGCCUAGGGCAAGGACAUAGAAAGAGACAGUAUAUAUCUACUAAUGUGCUGAAGUAGAUGCGAUCCAGGAGUCGCAGUUGUAUACACCAGGUGUAGAUAUUUGUACACUAUCUAUCAUAUAUCUCGCAAGGCAAGAAGUACUAUCAAAUCUGUAGAUAUACAUCCAAACCGGCAGACAUUUACGUUUGUGUGUAUGCUAAGUUCCCAGUACUCAUAAAUCCAAUUGAAACUACUACAAGACACGAG